Molecule: messenger RNA, 1917 nt
Organism: Penicillium brevicompactum
Lineage: Eukaryota; Fungi; Ascomycota; Eurotiomycetes; Eurotiales; Aspergillaceae
Product: alpha-actinin, sarcomeric (f-actin cross linking protein)
Exons: 4
Coding region: 1-1917 (638 amino acids)
Biological process (GO): actin cytoskeleton organization; actin filament bundle assembly
Cellular component (GO): cell junction; cortical actin cytoskeleton; actin filament bundle
Molecular function (GO): actin lateral binding; calcium ion binding
Source: RefSeq, a predicted model, not a curated record
AUGUUGACGGUCGAGAAGCAGUGGAUUAAUGUGCAGCAAAAGACCUUCACCAAAUGGCUGAAUGACAAGCUGAAGGCACGGAGCCUGUCCAUCGACGACUUGGUCACUGACCUCUCCGACGGCGUCAUUCUCAUUCACCUCCUAGAAAUCCUGGGAGGAGAGUCCUUAGGCCGAUAUGCGUCGAAACCGAAACUGCGCGUGCAGCGAUUCGAAAAUGUGAACAAAAGUCUCGAUUUCAUCAAGGGGCGCAGGAUCCAGAUGACGAAUAUUGGCGCCGAGGAUAUUGUGGAUGGAAACCAAAAGAUCAUCCUGGGGUUGAUCUGGACCCUUAUUCUACGAUUCACGAUCAGCGAUAUCAACGAGGAGGGCAUGACCGCAAAGGAGGGCUUGUUAUUGUGGUGUCAACGAAAGACGGCUUGCUAUGAUGAUGUAGAGGUCCGUGACUUCUCUUCCAGCUGGAACAACGGUCUGGCUUUCUGUGCGCUGCUGGAUAUCCACCGACCCGACUUGAUCGACUACGAAUCCCUCGAUAAGAGCGACCACCGCGGAAAUAUGAAGCUGGCCUUCGAAAUCGCAUCCAACGAGAUUGGCAUUCCCGACCUACUCGAUGUGGAUGAUGUGUGUGACGUUCCGAGACCAGAUGAGCGAUCUCUCAUGACCUACAUCGCGUACUGGUUCCAUGCUUUCUCGCAACUGGAGAGGGUCGAAAAUGCCGGGCGACGAGUUGAGAAGUUCGUGAACAACAUGCACGGCGCAUGGGAGAUGCAGAACUCAUAUGAGCGCCGGGUCAAGGAGCUCUUGCGAUUGAUUCGCGGUCAACGCGAUCACUGGAAGGGAUCUUCCUUUGAGGGAACCUACAAGGAUGUCAAGGAACAGGCUUAUCAGUUCUCGCUUUACAAGCGCACAGAGAAGCGCCAAUGGGUAGCCGAGAAAUCUGACCUGGCUGCUUUGUUGGGUAAUAUCAAGACCAAACUGGGCACAUAUCGACUCCGUCCUUAUGAUCCACCCCAUGAACUGAGCCCGGAGAACUGCGACAGAGAAUGGGAGAUCCUAACUAGAGACGAGCAUGAGCGCAGCCAGCUGAUCAACGAAACUAUUCGUGACAUUAAGAACAAGCUGCGCCGCUCCUUCGCUGACAAGGCGAAUGACUUUGCGCUGACGCUCAAGACUUUGUCGCUAGCGAUCUCGGGACUGGAUGGCGACGUUGAAGAUCAAUUAGAUCACGUUCAGAGGCUGAAUGACAACCUACCGCCCCUUGACGCUUUCUUGGAUACCAUCGCAGAACUGGAUCAGCAAUGCGCGGAAGCCAAUAUCGAAGAGAACGACUUCACCACAUAUACCCUUGAUGAACUUGCAUAUGAAUUGAGUCUCGUCAAGUCGAGCAUUUCAAAGAAGCUGGCUUUCCUCGACAACCAAAUGGUUGCUCGCAGUAUGACCAACUUGACACCCAUUCAACUGGAGGAAUUCGAGUCUGUUUUCCGCCACUUCGAUCGCGACGCUUCCAAUACUCUUCACGAACUUGAAUUCUCAGCGGCACUGGCUAGCUUGGGACUGGUUUACGACGAAGAAGAAAUGCACCAGGUCUACGUUGAAGUCUGUGGGCCCAACCGCCUAUCACAGAACGCUGGUGUCAGUUUCGAGCAAUUCAUUCGAUUCAUGGUCAGCGUCACCGAGGAUCAAAAUACUGCUGAGCAGGUCUUCCAGAGUUUCAAGGAAGUUGCAGAUGGAAAGCCCUAUGUCACAGAACUUGACCUUCGCCACUCACUCAUCCCUGACGAAGUGAUUGAACAUCUUGUCAAGACGAUGCCCUCGCAUGAUGGACCCGAUCUCCUCGAGGACCGCGAGCUGGCAAAGUAUGACUACAUCAGUUUCAUGGAGAAGAUGCGGGAAGAAGGUAAAAGAAACGGCGAUCAAUAG